Molecule: messenger RNA, 2414 nt
Organism: Chrysoperla carnea
Lineage: Eukaryota; Metazoa; Arthropoda; Insecta; Neuroptera; Chrysopidae
Product: zinc finger protein 260-like
Exons: 2
Coding region: 1-2031 (676 amino acids)
Source: RefSeq, a predicted model, not a curated record
AUGGCGAGUAAUUCAUUUCAUAACGUAAAUAAUAAUUUAUUCUUCACUGAAGAACAAAUUAAUAGAACCAAAUUAAACGAAUCAAAUAAGGAACUUAUUAUUAAAAAUGAAACAUUUGUUGUAAGUGAUACAAUAGAAUAUGAUCCAUUUAAAAAAGAACAUGGUGUAAUGGAACAUGAAGCAAUUAAAGAAGAAAUACUAGAAGAAACUGAUAUUACGAUGGAGCAUGGAAGAAUUUUUUUAAAUGAUCCGUUAUUUAAUAACAAAUAUGGACUUGUUAAACUUGAAAGGCAAAUAAACACUGAAUUAAAUAUUAAAGACGAAAUAUUUGAUGAAAAAGUGUUAGAAUACAAUGAAGAAAAACCUUCAAGGUGUGAAGUUUUUGAUAAAACAUUUAAGCAACAAAAUUUAAAUGAUCAUAAACGAAUCAAUAAUGGAGAAAAACCUUUUUCAUGUGAAGUGUGUGACAAAAAAUUUACUACGAAAGGCAAUUUAGUUAUACAUAUACGAACUCAUACUGGAGAAAAACCAUUUAAUUGUGAAAUUUGUGAUAAGUCAUUUACUAAAAAAGGAGAUUUAAUUAAACAUAAUCGAAUUCAUACUGGAGAAAAACCUUUUUCAUGCGAAGUUUGUGGUAAAUUAUUUUCUAUUAAAAGCAGUUUAAUUCGACAUAAACGAACUCAUACUGGGGAAAAACCCUUUUCAUGCGAAGUUUGCGAUAAAAAAUUUAUUCAGUGGUGCAGUUUAAAUCAACACAAACGAACUCAUACUGGAGAAAAACCCUUUUCAUGUGAAAUUUGUGAUAAAACUUAUAUUAGUAAACAUAAUUUAACUGAACAUAAACGAACUCAUACCGGAGAAAAACCUUUUUCGUGUGAAGUGUGUGAUAAGACAUUUUCUAAAACAAGCACUUUAGCUACACAUAAACGAACUCAUACUGGAGAAAAACCUUUUUCGUGUGAAAUGUGUGAUAAAUCAUUUACUCAGAAAAAAAAUUUACGUAAACAUAAACUAAUUCACACCGAACACUUGCGACAAAUUAAACUUGAAAACGAAUCAAAUGCAGAACUUACUAUUAAAAACGAAAUAUUUGAUGAAAAUGAUACAACAGAAUAUAAACCAAUUAAAAAAGAAGAAUCGUACGAAAAUGAUCUUACGAUAGAGAAUAAAUAUGAACGUAAAAUAUUUGAGGAAAAUGAUACAAAAGAAUAUGAGUCUAUUAAAGAUGAAGAACCUUUCGAAAAUAAUGUUACGAUAGAAAGAAAAACCUUCUCAUGUGAAGUAUGUGAUAAAACAUUUACGUUAAAGAGCAAUUUAGUUACACAUCAACGAAUUCAUACUAAGGAAAAACCAUUUUCCUGUGAUUUUUGUGAUAAAUCAUUUUCUACUAAAGACGUUUUAAUUAAACAUAAUCGAACUCAUACUGGAGAAAAGCCUUUUUCUUGUGAAGUGUGUGAUAAAGCAUUUACUCAAAAAAACAGUUUAAUUAUACAUAAACGGACUCAUACUGGAGAAAAACCCUUCUCAUGUGAAAUUUGUGAAAAAAAUUUUAACAACAAACAUACAUUAAUUGAACAUAAACGAACUCAUACUGGAGAAAAACCUUUUUCAUGUAAUGUGUGUGAUAAAAAAUUUACUAAGAAAAACAAUUUAAUUAUACAUAUACGAACUCAUACUGGGGAAAAACCAUUUAUUUGUGAAAUUUGUGACAAGUCAUUUACUAAAAAAGAAGAUUUGAUUAAACAUAAUCGAAUUCAUACGGGAGAAAAACCUUUUUCGUGCGAAGUGUGUGAUAAAUCAUUUGCUGAUAAAAGCAGCUUAAUUCGACAUAAACGAACUCAUACUGGGGAAAAACCUUUUACAUGCGAAAUUUGUGAUAAAACAUUUAUUCAGAGGUGUAGUUUAAAUCAACAUAAACGAACUCAUACUGGAGAAAAACCUUUUUCCUGUGAAGUGUGUGAUAAAUCAUUUACCCAGAAUAAAAAUUUACGUAAACAUAAAUUAAUUCACACCGCACACAUUCUUAACUAGCAAAAAAAGGAAGUUUUCACUUAAAUUGGACCAAAGAAAACUCUACUACGAGCUUAAAUUAUCCAUUACAGUUCAUGUGAAGUGUGUGAUAAAUCAUUUACUAAGAAAAACAUAUAAUCGAAUUUAUACCUGGAAAUUAUUUUACAAUAAAUUUUAAGUAUAUAUCAAUAUCAUCUCCUGUUUAUACCUCAAAAUCAUGCACAUCAGGUUUAAUUUUUUUUACCCGACUAUACAAUGGCGAGGGUUAUGUGUUUGGUCCAUAUGUAUGUUCAUCUGUUCCCACCUAGCUUCUAAACUACUUAUCAUAAUUUGACAAAUGAGGUAUCGCUAGAAGCGUCUUGAUUGCCCGCUGGUUAUAGGCUAUGUGCCGCCACGCUAAAUUG